AUGGAGUGGAGAUCUCAGACCAUAUACGGAGCCCUCAUCCUUCAGUCUCUUAUUGCUAUCGUCAUCGAGAUGCCGUCCGCCAAACCCUUCUCUGCCGCCGCAGGCAUGCUCCGAUCACGGCUUACCUCAACCCUCCGCCAGCGGGGCGGUGACGGUCCUAGCCGGUGGACCACCCCCGGACACCAGGAGCGCCCUAACGGAUACUUUCUGAAUCGGACUCCUCUCCCACCGGGCCAGUCGAGGAAGUGGGAAGACUGGGAGCUACCUUGUUACGUCACUAGCUUCCUAACAAUCGUCAUCCUCGGUGUCGGACUCAACGCCAAGCCCGAUCUAACCCUAGAGACGUGGGCUCACCAGAAAGCCGUCGAACGCCUCGAAGCUCAGCGGAUCCUCGCGGCGUCGGAUGAUUCCGAUUGA
This is a messenger RNA of Lactuca virosa, 417 nucleotides long. The record is from the annotation of a GenBank genome assembly. Lineage: Eukaryota; Viridiplantae; Streptophyta; Magnoliopsida; Asterales; Asteraceae.